AUGCGUACGAGGUGGUUUGCAGGGGCGCUGCGACUGGCGGCGGCCUUCGCCCUCCUGGCGCUGGGACACUACUUUGCCGCCGUUUUCCUUCCGGUGGCGGACUGCGAUGAGACGUUCAACUUUGUUGAGCCAAUGCACCAGCUGCUCUAUGGUAGCGGGCUGCAGACGUGGGAGAACUGCCCCCGCUACGCCCUGCGCUCCUGGCUCUUUGCGUGGCUCUACGCCUCCCCCGCUCUCCUCGUGACUGGGGAGCCAGGCGUGCGAAACCUUGACGUGUACCUCUUUAAUCGCGUCUUUCACGGCCGCAUAGCCUGCCUCAGUGAACUGUUUCUGGUGUACAGUGUGUGGGGGGCGGUCUCUGGCAGGGCCGCGGCGGUGACGCUGGCGCUGCUUCUGUUCAACUACCCCGUUCCUCACGCCGCCGUGAGCGCGCUGCCGACGAGUUUUGUCAUGAUCAACUACUUCGUGGCGCUGGGCUGCUGGCUGCGCAGCGGGCGCAGGGAAUCACACCGUUUUAAUGUCUUUGGAACCGUCUUUUUCGUUGUCCUUGCCUGCGCGGUUGCCUGGCCCUUCGCAGGAUUCGCGGCUCUUCCGAUGGCUCUGGAUUUGCUCCUGCGCCGCCCAAAGGCCGCGGUGGUGUCGCUGCUCGUGUCGCUGGCCCUCAUCCUGCCGCUGGCGGUGGGCCUCGACACGCUGUACUAUUGUCGCCCGACCUGGAGCACGUGGAAUCUUCUGCGGUACAACCUGAAGGGUGGCGCAGAGCUGUACGGCGUGGAGCCGUGGUACUACUUCAUCAAGAACCUUCUCCUCAACGCCCCCGCGCUGCUCCUCGCCGCUGCCCUCGCGCCGGUUGUGCUCCUCCUGCCCCCGGCCCUAGACAAGCUGCGGCGCGGUGGCUGGAAGCUCAGCGAGAGGGCAGGCGCCCGCGCAGACGGCUCCACGCCGGCGCGGAAACACGCCGCACUGCCGUCGUCGUCGUCGCCGCAGCCGCCGAGUCGCAUGUUGUUGUACGUAUCUCCCUUCUUUGUGUGGUUCGCCUUUUGGCUCACGGUGCCGCACAAGGAGGAGCGCUUCAUGGCACCGGUGUACCCGUUCCUUGUCCUUGCCGCCGCGCUGAGCCUCACGUGCGUCUUUUUCUCCCCGCGCCCGUCCGCUGCCGCGAGCACCGGCGCCACCAAAGCCGCGCGGUCACCACCCGCCAGGGCGAAGGACCACGCCCCGACUGCGGCGCCGAGACGGCAGGCUCGGGCUCGUGGGACACCGUCACGUGGCGCGUGGCUGCUGCCCGCCAUGGGUUGCAUCCUACUGCUGCUCUCCGGUCUGCUGUCGCUCUCGCGCGGCUUGGCUGUCUACCACUUCUACGCCGGACCGCAGCGGCUGAUGCACGACAGCUACGACGCACUUCAGCGCGCCGCGGAUGCAAAGGCGCUCAACGCGGCAGCAUCGCAUGACCUUUACACUGUUUGCGUUGGCCGUGAGUGGUACCGGUUCCCCUCGUCCUUCUUCCUCGACCCGCAGAGGGCGCGGGUGGCGUUCCUAAAGACCGAUGCCUUCGCAGGAGCAUUGCCGCUCCCCUUUGCGCGAAACGAUAGCCAAGCCACCUGUCGCUGCGGCGCUGCCGGCGUAAACGACCUCAAUAAAGAAAUUCCCGAGCAGUACGUCUCCGAUGCCGCUCUUGAAUGCGACGUCGUUCUCGAUAGCCGCGGCGUCGGUGAUCUACGCCACGCGAGGGGUUACCCACCGGACGUCUUCGCCUACCCGCUGGUGCCCGCGCGGCGGCGGCUGCUGGACGUGGACAGGACCCCGCUGUGGUGUCGGGUGCUGUACUACCCGUUUGGCCUCAGCGAGCGGUGCGCCGUCUGGCGGCGUGUGGAGCUGUUGGGCAAACGCCGUCCCACUGCCAGCGCGGCAUGA
This is a messenger RNA of Trypanosoma conorhini, 1914 nucleotides long. Its product is annotated as putative dolichyl-P-Man:GDP-Man5GlcNAc2-PP-dolichyl alpha-1,2-mannosyltransferase. Gene Ontology annotation, molecular function: alpha-1,2-mannosyltransferase activity. NCBI's taxonomy places the organism in Eukaryota, Euglenozoa, Kinetoplastea, Trypanosomatida, Trypanosomatidae. The coding region runs from base 1 to 1914 and encodes 637 amino acids. The record is from RefSeq and is a predicted model, not a curated record. The transcript has a single exon. Gene Ontology annotation, biological process: protein N-linked glycosylation. Gene Ontology annotation, cellular component: endoplasmic reticulum membrane.